Vombatus ursinus (common wombat) is the source of this 746-nucleotide messenger RNA. It is a transcript of the gene GEMIN6, whose product is annotated as gem nuclear organelle associated protein 6. NCBI's taxonomy places the organism in Eukaryota, Metazoa, Chordata, Mammalia, Diprotodontia, Vombatidae. Gene Ontology annotation, cellular component: SMN complex; nucleus. Bases 161 to 664 code for a protein of 167 amino acids. The transcript is spliced from 3 exons. The record is from RefSeq and is a predicted model, not a curated record. Gene Ontology annotation, biological process: spliceosomal snRNP assembly; spliceosomal complex assembly. Gene Ontology annotation, molecular function: RNA binding.
GAGCUCCGGGGGGGGGCCUGGGGGCCAACGCAGAGUGGGCUCUCGUGAGCGGCGGGGCGGGGAAGCCAGCUCCUGUGAAUAGCUAGCAUUGAGAGUACAUUGAAAACCUUACCGAUACCGCAUUUUCCCUCACUUCCCCUCCCCCCCAGAGCUGACGACCAUGAAUGAAUGGAUGAAGAAAAGCCCAUUAGAAUGGCAAGACUAUGUAUAUAAAGAAGUCAGAGUGACAGCCAGUGAGAAGAAUGAAUAUAAAGGAUGGGUUUUAACAACAGACCCAGUCUCUGCCAAUAUCGUCCUUGUGAAUUUUCUUGAAGAUGGCACGGUGGCUGUGACUGGAGUCAUGGGACAUGCUGUGCAGACUGUUGAAACUUUGAAUGAAGACAACCAGGAAGUGAGAGAGAAACUGAUGCAUAUGUUCAUGCCGGAAGAGAGUAAGGCCUACAACCCUGAGGACCUGGAAAAAAGGAAGAUCAGCCUCAAGUCCUGGCUGGAGAAGAAUCACAUCCCCAUCACUGAACAGGGAGAGUCACAAAGUACCCUCUGCGUUGCUGGGGUCCUGACCAUAGAGCCACCCUAUGGACCUGAAGACUGCAGCAGUUCAAAUGAAAUUAUUUUGUCCAGAGUUCAGGAUCUUAUCCAGGGACAUCUUACAACUUCCCAGUGAGACACUAAAACCUGUUGCUCAGCUUGCAGAAAGACUUAAUUUUUUUUUUCUUAGUAAAGUUAGUUGAAUAUUAAGCCCUUAA